AGCUCAGUAAACUGUGCUGCUUUGACGCAGCGGCUCAUAUCUAAAUCGUCCAGCCGCUGCAUGCUGGGAGACGCGCCGUGUUGGCCCGCAGAGAAGGUGUGACAGAGCCGAGCAACGACCGCUGACCUUCCGUCCUCGCUCCGCGGUGGAAACAUGGCACUGAGCCGCCUGGAAAGGGCUCAGGUAUGGCUCUUCAAGGCGGUUAUGGGAGUCUUAUUUGCGCUGUUUCGGUUCCUGUCGCCUCGGAGACCCGCUCCCAGGAAGCUGCCGCCCGUCAACAACCCGCUACUGGUCCUGUCAGCGACGCAGCUCGCCAAGAAGAUCCGGCGGAGAGAGGUGUCCAGUGUGGAGGUGGUUCAGGUUUACAUUGACAGGAUCCAGGAAGUCAACCCUUUACUGAACGCUAUGGUGAAAGACAGGUUUGCUGCUGCCCUCCAGGAGGCGGCCCAGGUUGAUAAGCUGAUUGAAGAAGAAACUGGAGGAGAGGAGGUCUUGGAGGACCGACUCCCUUUACUGGGAGUCCCUCUCUCUGUCAAAGAGGCUUUUGCCCUGCAGGGCAUGCCCCACACUACAGGUGUGGUCUCAAGGCGAGGAGUUUUGUCCACCGUCGACUCUCCACCGGUGGCCCUGCUGAAGAGAGCUGGAGCCAUCCCGCUGGGCGUCACCAACUCCAGCGAGCUGUGCAUGUGGUCCGAGUCCCACAACCAUCUGUACGGCAUCACCAACAACCCGUACGACCUGGAGAGGAUACCGGGAGGAAGUUCAGGUGGAGAGGGGAGUAUCCUGGGAGGAGCAGGUGCGGUCAUCGGCGUGGGCUCAGACAUCGGCGGCAGCAUCCGUAUGCCGUGUUUCUUCACCGGAAUAUUCGGCCAUAAAACGACUCCUGGUGUCGUGUCAAAUGAGAACCAGUACCCUCCUUCCUCCGGCAGACAGAAUGAAUACCUCAGCACUGGUCCCAUGUGCCGCUACGCCGAGGACCUGCUGCCCAUGCUCAAGAUCAUGGCAGGACCAAAUGCUGAGAAGUUGUCGUUGAACACGAAGGUUGACCUGAAGAAGCUGCGGUUCUUCACCAUCCCUCACGAUGGCGGAGCUCUUCUGACCCGCCCCGUCAGCAAAGAGCUGAUGCAGAUCCAGCGGGAGGUGGUGCAGCGUCUGGAGGCCGAUUUCGGGGUCAAGGUCCAAGAGGUGAAACUCCCUGGGCUCCGAUACAGCUUCCAGAUCUGGGACACCUACAUGGGUCUUCCUGACAAAGAAGGCAAACCUCCUCAGCCGUUUGUUGAGCUGAUGGGAGAACCUGGACGGCCGGUGUGGCCUGUGUGGGAGCUGCUGAAAUGGACGAUGGGAAAAUCAGAGCACACCAUGGCUGCUAUCGGUCUGGCCCUGCUGGAAAUGGCGCAUGGAUCCAAACCCGCUUCCCCCUUCAUCAUCCAGCAGAAGGAGAAGCUGCAGAAGGAGGUGGAGGAGCUGCUGGGGACCGACGGAGUUUUUCUUUACCCCUCGCAUCCAAGAGUGGCGCCCAAACACCACCACCCGCUCUUCAGACCCUUUGACUUCUCCUACACCGGUAUAAUCAACAUCCUCGGGCUGCCGGUCACCCAGUGCCCUCUGGGUCUGAACGAGGAGGGUCUGCCCAUGGGCGUACAGGUCGUGGCUGGGAAGCUGCAGGACCGUCUGCCUCUCGCUGUGGCGCUCUACUUGGAGAAGGCGUUCGGAGGCUGGAGGGACCCCGGAGCCAACUAAACGCCCCCACACAUACACACACAGUCUCACCCGCUAACAGCCAUUACCAAACCUCCAGACUGGAGCAGGUUGGAUCAAAGUUCGUGGUGCACUGUAAUUGCCUUGAUGCUUUGCUGUAGUACACGGACACCAAGAGGUACAAUCAGCACGUUGAAUGUUCAGGUGGAAGAGGUUGAUCUUUGCACUGUCAUGGUUUUAUCAUUUACCCUGUUUAGGGACUUUUUUUUUGUCAUGAGCACGAGCUUUAAAAGAAUUGAUUUUAUAUUAGUGGUGAUAUCUUUAAUGAGGCAUUCACAUUAUCACGCGAAUAAACAAGGUUUUUGUGCGCUACAUGACUUAAUAUGCAAUGUUUGAUCAGGACAUAUAAGUCUUCUGUGUGUGUAGUGUAAAAUAGCAGAUACCUGUUCAUUAUAGAACAUGGAAAGAACUCACGCAAAUAGUUUUUCCUCUAUUUUAUACAGAUAUACGGUUACAUGUGUAUGUGCAGUAGGUCUAACUACUGUUGAUUAACUCUCAAAAGGUCAGUUAGUGGAAGGUUCGAGGUUUUAAAUGCCUUGCACGCACACACAAGUGUUACUUUGAUUAAUUAGACGUGUGCUCCGGUUCAGGCUGAGUGGAGCGAUGCUGACAACACCUGACUCCAUAUACAUUAAAGAAACAUAAAGCUGUAACUUGUCCUGCACUCACAGGCGCAACCAGUCAAAGGGAGACGACAAUCAAGCAGAAUAAGUGUGAACACCUGAGCUGGUGUGUACAAUACAUGUGUAGGUGCUUUUAAUUAAUUGCUAAAGCUAAACAACAGACGACAGAAUAAUCGGCAUCCUUGACACCAACGCGGGACGUCAAAAUGUUUUCAGUAUGGACCGUUAAACAUGCAAAACCUCUCCUGCGUGAUAAUGUGAAUGCUUGCAGUUAAUCGACUGUGGUGCCUGUUUUAUGCUGCAACUCAUCUGUUUCAGAUAAUAAAUGGUCUGAAUCUUUAA
Thunnus maccoyii (southern bluefin tuna) is the source of this 2723-nucleotide messenger RNA. It is a transcript of the gene faah2b, whose product is annotated as fatty acid amide hydrolase 2b. NCBI's taxonomy places the organism in Eukaryota, Metazoa, Chordata, Actinopteri, Scombriformes, Scombridae. The record is from RefSeq and is a predicted model, not a curated record. The coding region runs from base 154 to 1740 and encodes 528 amino acids. The transcript is spliced from 11 exons.